AUGAGUACCCCUGAGGGAUUGAACCCACAGGACAGGGCACACACGUUACGGCAAGGUAACCCACCUAACCGUGCCCAGUCUACAACACUACGUCCAAAGAACAAAUCUUUGCACAUCUUUACUGCUCCCAACUUUGACAAGAAUAUGAUUGUGGAUCUUGCAUCCGCUGCAUGGGCUAGUACCAUCCAUCCAAUAAGUGUCUUGUUUAAUCUCGGAAAACUCGUUCCCACAAGGGACGUGGAUGAUGUUCUCUCUGACCGUGUAGGCCGGAUGACCUCUCUCACUCUCCGUUAUACUCGCUCAAAAGACCUUCUGGCAGAAGCCUUCUUUACUGACCCUUCCUCCCGCACCAAAGCAACGUCCGAUGGGUUGACCUAUCAGAACACCCGAAUCAUUGCUAUACCAAGAUUGCCUUCUAACAGCCACAUUGUUAAGGUUAAUCUUUACCGUAUUAACGCCUGCGAUCCUAGCACAGAUCUACUUGAGCCCAUCGAAAAUGCAUUCCGGCCUUUUGGCAAAAUCGUUCAGCUGAGAGCUUAUCUCUCACACCGUGGUACUUUCCGUGGUGAAGCCACUAUCUAUUUAGACACCUCUGGACAAGAUGAAGUCCGCAGUCUCCCAAGCCAUCUCCACCUUGGUGGGUCUCUUUCCUGCCUUGCUGAGCUCUGCUCCACCGAUAUCACACCUGUGUGUGGAUACUGCCGAGAGGAAGGGCAUUAUCUACACUCCUGCACAAAACGUCCUCCCCGCGCACCUCGCUGCCAACGAUGCGGUGUUCUUGGUCACGCCAUAGACAGUCGCAAGUGCCCCACUCAUCCAGACAAUAUUGAAGCCGAGCGGGCUAUCCAAGAGCAGCAGCAGAUUGCACUUGCCGAUACUGCGUCCCUUCGCGCACACCAAUACUCGGUCGCUAUGAUAGAGACACCCAUACCACCAGUCACUUCAUCAACCUUGACUCCUACCCAUGCUUCACCCAUUCUCAACCCACCUGCUACAUACACAAUACGUUGCCGUUCCAUAUCAGUGAUGAAUACUCGCGCCAUGACAACCAGAAACCGGACCCCACACAACGGCAAUCCCCCAAUUUCAUUUGAUACAACUAUGUAUGACCCGACUGGCCGUGGGCUCAAUGCCAGCAAGCACUCACCAGGCGCCCGAGGCCUACAUAGUCGCGAUGAUGGCAUUAACCCAGCAAUUUACACUGAUGACGAACUUCGACAGUCUCUUUUUGAGGCCACUCUCCAGACUCGCGCCCAAGGUGCAUUCCCGUAUACUGAUCUGGAUGGUAACACACCUAUGACUGAUGGAACUGAAAAGUCUGACCGCUCAGGAACCUUGAAUGUUCGAGGUCUCCUCUCUACCAUCAAUAACCCGCAAUCCCCAAAACUUCUUUUCAUCCGACACCUUCAUACCCUUUCCCCUUCCCUUUCAUUACUUGCUCUCCGAGAGACUCAUUUACUCCCUAUACAUCACUCAUCUAUUCACCUUACAUUCCAAGCACAGGCCAGCCUAUGGACCCCACAUUGCGGCCUCGUCUCUUUCGAUCCCCUCCUCCAAUUAUCUCAACUGCAUGUUUCUCCUGACAACCGUGCACUCGUUGUCAAGGUUACACAUACUGACCAUCGUGUUAAUCCUUUUGUAGUUGUGGUUAUUUAUGCACCCAACAUUCCUUCCCACCGGCAUACUUUCUUCUCCUCAUUAGCACGCACUCUCCCUACUGUCAUUCCUUCCCUGCCCACCUUUAUUCUGGGGGACUUUAACUGUGAUCUUAGCCAUCGUCGCAGCCAUCCACCAGACUGGAAAGGAUACAUUCAGGGUAAUUGCGUAGAUGCCAUCACUAAUUCUUCUUCACCCCCGUUACCCACUUUCCACAGCUCUCGCACCCACACACGCAUCGACUACAUUUUCCGUCCACACAGCAUUGUUACCAAACGCCCUGAGCUUAGGAACCAUUGCACACUACUUUCUCAAAGAUGCUUGUCCGUUCGUGGUAAAAGUAUUGUGGCAAACUCACUUCUUCUCAGCUCAGUAUGGCAUAUGCUAUACGUGACUCCUGCACCGCUAUCUUUCUUUGCUGCCAUUCACACUCAUAUUCGCUCAUUCCUGCGACUAGGUUUCGGUAGCCCUGGCUGGCCGCUUCUCUGUCUGCCACACAAAUCAGGCGGUUUGGGCCUGAUUGAUCCUGAUCAUCAACAACGAGCUCUUCAAUUGCGCUGGAUUCUCCCUAUCUUGCAUUCUCACUCUUUUUCUUCUACUUCCUUUAUACUGCCAUACCUCGAAUUUAUACUUCCUCUAAACUUUCGUGCUCCUUCUGCCAGUAUUGCACUUUUGUUUCCCUGUAGUAGUGCAACUUGCCCGACUUCACUUCUUCCACUGCAUCGCGCUUGUACCUCACUUCUUCCAGCUUCUCUCCCAUCCAACUUGCAAUUGCCACCAACUGUGGUCCAACACUUCCCAUUAACUUCAAUAUGGAUGAACGUGCCACCCUUUGUUGACUCUUCUCUGAACCUGAAAACAAUUCUGGUUUCUGAUGCAUUUUCUCUGGAGACUGAUGACCGUCUUGUCCGCAAGGUUCGUGGUACGUUUUCUUGGGCACGUAAUCGUAUCGGUCAUUUCUUCCAACAGAUUGAUUCUGGCAGGAUGGUCCUCUGUCCUUGGUUUAUCUCUUGCCUUGAACAUCGACCUUCUACUGACACCCCUUCCCCCAAUCUUUCCUCACUUCUUUCUUUGUCUGGUGGAAAAUGCUUUGGGAUAGAAUGCCAACCCGAAAACGUCUCAAUCUAUUUAUAUCUCGACGCUUCCCCAGCUCAUCUUGCAUCUUUUGUCAAGAUGCUACUGAAGAUCAGUAUCACUUUUUCUUUGGCUGUUCUAUCAAACGGCAGGUGUGGAAUGUCAUUCUCUCUCGCUUUUGCCCGGCCUAGAACCUUGCUGAAAUCUGCCUUCUCCUUACCAGAGGCAGCUUCCCACCACGUUCCUCCCAUCAAGGCCUUUGGAUUAUCCUUUCUGCUGUCACUGCUAAAGCGAUUUGGAGUGCUCAUUGGAAAUUUGUUUUUGAUGACCAACCCUUUCUGUCAGGCGUUAUGGCACAAAAAGCGUCCACUGUAA
Molecule: messenger RNA, 3105 nt
Organism: Phycomyces blakesleeanus NRRL 1555(-)
Lineage: Eukaryota; Fungi; Mucoromycota; Mucoromycetes; Mucorales; Phycomycetaceae
Exons: 4
Coding region: 1-3105 (1034 amino acids)
Source: RefSeq, a predicted model, not a curated record